AUGGACGUCGACGAGUCCACUCAUCCUCCCUCGAUCUGCUACGAAGAUGCGCACCCAGUCCCCAUGUCUCCAACAUCACCUACUUCACCUACUUCACCCAAGUCACCGUCAACCCACAUUUUCCCCAUCAUACACAAGAAAAAUCACAAAAACAAAGCAUCCGUCGACUCUACCGCAUCAGCUACUUCUCACGAUUCCUUCACGACUGCGCGUGAGGACCAUGGGGCUGAGGGAGAAGACAACGAGAAGCAUGGUAUUCUACACAAAAUCGGGACCGGCAUGCAGAAGGCAAGACCUUAUGUUGAGAGACUGAGCGGGACAUACGAACCCAUGCCUAUGAAGGAACCUGAGCGUACGAAGUAA
Molecule: messenger RNA, 363 nt
Organism: Ascochyta rabiei
Lineage: Eukaryota; Fungi; Ascomycota; Dothideomycetes; Pleosporales; Didymellaceae
Exons: 1
Coding region: 1-363 (120 amino acids)
Source: RefSeq, a predicted model, not a curated record